CGGACUGCCGCCAUCUUUGCACUACUUGUAAACAUGUCGGAGGCUGAACAGAACACAGUAGUUAUUGCGGUGGACGGAAGUGAGCACUGCAAAAAAGCUUUCGAUUGGUACUGUGACAAUUUGCACAAGCCUGGUGACAAACUUGUUUUUACACAUGCUAUUGAAAUGGAGAAAAGACCUGUUGUUAUGCAUCCUUAUGGGAUGGCAUUUCGAAACAAUUACAUGUCAUGGCUUGGGAAAAGUCAAAAUGAGACAACAGAGAUUUUGGAAUCAUUUGCCAAUACAUGCAGAAACAGGAAGUAUAACUUCAAGCUGAUUUCAGAAAUUGGCAAAGCUGGAGAGGUUAUUUGUCAUACAGCCAAUAAAGAAAAUGCAAGCCACAUAGUGAUGGGAAGUCGAGGAUUGGGCACUGUGCGGCGGACGCUGUUAGGAAGUGUUAGUGACUAUUGUCUUCAUCAUUCUCCUGUCCCUGUGUCAGUGGUGCCUCCCACAAGCAGCCCUUAAUAAUGCACUUAUUUAAAAAAAAACUGUCAAGACGUGUUUAAUAUUUUGAAGUGUUCAGGUUCAUAAGGGAACUUGUGUAGUGGAAUAUUAUUAUCUAAUCUAUGAGUGUGGCCCAUACACUGUAGUUGAAAAAGAACAUGGAAGACUCCAAAGUGGUUAGAACAUCAUUAGCGCAGGAGCCGAACUAUGUUCUUGUCGCAUUUUGCCGUCACCCAUAACCUUUAACUGAACAUACGCAUGGCAAAAUGGAAUAUAUUGGUGCAACCUUAAGCAUCAGAUGGUAAUGGAUGAUGUAUGAGCAAAUUGAUAAAACUGAGUAAUACUGAAAGAGGCGUUGUUUGAUUUUAUAGGAAAACGCCCAAGGAUAGAUUGAGGGUAGAUUUUUUUCCCUAACUUUUGUUGCGAAUAUUAUUGUUUCUUGCGUUGUUGUCAAAGUAAUAACCAGGAAGAUUGACAAUUUUAACGUCUGCAAUCUAUGUGCAAAGGCGAUUUCCAAGUCUUUCUCAUGUGCUGCCAUCGUGUAGAUUUUCGUAUAGCAUUUACCAGUCACGAUAAAAUAUGCUUACCGAGAAAAUAACAUGAUGUGUCUUUUUAUGUUAAGAAAUGUUUGUUAAGAUUUGAAGAGGAUUCCGCGGCAAAAACAAGCCAUUCCAACAAUCGAUGCAGAACUUCAUUUAUGAAAUUAUAGAGCUGUUACAAAGAAAUAUCAAGUUGUUCAAAAAGCGUAAGAGUUCUUACCUUACCACUUAUUUCACUCCAGCUUUGAAAUAGCUCCGUUCUCAGUAUCUCCGUUCGCACAAAAACACCAAACCAGCGUUUUCCGGUAAAGUAAACAAUUUAUCCGGAUUAGAGAGAACGGUGGGUAAACCGUGGAAAUAAAAUUGUGUUUUUAAUUUUUUCAGCCGCGGGGCUUGAGAUUUCAAGUGUGCGCGCGCUCACCCUCUAUGACACAAUGGUUGUAUAAUAUAUUAAUCACCUUAUCAGCAUGGAAAACAAAGGU
Messenger RNA from Pocillopora verrucosa, 1504 nucleotides. RefSeq lists its product as uncharacterized. The record is from RefSeq and is a predicted model, not a curated record. NCBI's taxonomy places the organism in Eukaryota, Metazoa, Cnidaria, Anthozoa, Scleractinia, Pocilloporidae.